Molecule: messenger RNA, 3105 nt
Organism: Ruditapes philippinarum (Manila clam)
Lineage: Eukaryota; Metazoa; Mollusca; Bivalvia; Venerida; Veneridae
Exons: 6
Coding region: 62-2221 (719 amino acids)
Biological process (GO): DNA catabolic process
Cellular component (GO): cytoplasm
Molecular function (GO): nucleic acid binding; 3'-5'-DNA exonuclease activity
Source: RefSeq, a predicted model, not a curated record
UCUUUUCAGGGAAUUGAUAAUACCAAGCGACACGAAAGACAUAAGUUGGGCAGAUGAUACAAUGAGUCCACAAUCUUCGCAGGAGAAAGUUGUUAAGAGAAGAAAACAAAGAUUUGUUAUCCAUGGACAUAAGCUGGGUAAAACUUCAUGUAAGAAGAGUUUGUUGAAAAGGUUCCCUUGUAAAACCCGCUCUGGCAUGUCUUGUGCAGUUGAUACAGCCUGGCAAAAACGAGGCUUUGAUAGUCUUACAUCUCAUACCUUUUUUAUGAGUAAGGCGAAGUAUGGUAAAAAGGUAUUGAAGGCUAUUGUAAAACACCGAACCUGUGGAACAUGUAAAUGGUGGAAAAGAAACAAACCAGGUCAACCAGUACGUCUACACCGCUGUGUCCAAAACCAUACAGGAAGUGCAAGAUCGAUGGAGAGUGCGAGCGGGGAACAAGGUAUAUUGGAAUUGUCCAAAGAAGGAACACCUGUAGAGUAUAUUGAAGGUGAUGGAGACAAUACACUUAUAGCUCGGUUAAAGUCUAAUCAAAAUAUUAAUAUGAAAAAGAGAUUUGAUAGGAACCAUGUUGUGAAGAAUGUUGGUAAACACCUGUUUCAGUUGCAAGCCUCCAAGAAAGUUCGUCUCAGUAAAGUUGUAAUUAACCACAUCCAGAAGUGUCUCAAAUACGCCUUUGCUAAAAACCAAGGAAACAAAGAAGAUCUGGAACAAAAUCUGAGGGCAAUCAUACCCCAUCAGUUUGGGGACCAUAGCUUCUGUUUCCCAAAGUUUUGUGGCUACAAGAGGGACCAAAGUGUGAAAUAUCUUCAUCGUAGCUUGCCAUACAAGGGCCCCAUCAAAGAUGAAACAGGUCAGCUUCGGGAAGAACUUGACAAAGUUUUCGCACCUGUCAUUGGCAAUGCAGAACAGUACUCUGACUUGGGUUCUUCACAACAAUGUGAACAUGCUAACAGGGAAGUAUCGUUGAGGGCCCCAAAGUCACUUCACUAUGGAAACUCUGAGUCCUUGGACUUCCGAGUGCAGGCGACGGCAGCCUUCAUCAAUGAAGGAAGAACUUAUAUUUGCAAGGCUAAUGAAGAAGGAGGUCUUUCUCCGGGGUUCCACACAGAAAAGUACUCUAAGAAGUGUAUGAAUGAACGCAAGCGCCGAAUGGAACGCUCCAGUCUUCCUUCGUCCAAGCGUCGCAGACUCACAUUGAAACAAGAGAGGUGUAUAUGUAAAGGAGCAACCGAAGUGCUAGAAGGUGCCACAUAUCAGUCAGAAAUUGGUCUUCAGAAUGAUGUUGAUGUGGAAACAAUUCCGGACGCUGUACCACGUGGUGAUUUUAAGCCCCUGAAACUUCAAAACUCGAUGCCAACAUUUGUUGUAUUAGACUUGGAGACUACAGAUCUUAUACGAAGUGGGAAAAUGCCUCAUUUGACCCAGAUUGCUGCCAGAGAAGUAAAUAGUGGUAGUGAGUUUUCAACUUAUGUUACACCGAAGCUACCUAUAUCAGAAGGAGCACAGCAGACCACUGGUAUUAGAAUGGCAGAUAAUAAUGUUAUGUAUGUUUCCGGAACUAUAGUAGAAACUGUAAACAUUCAAUGUGAUGUUGAAAAUUUCAUAAAGUGGCUACAAAAGUAUAACAGAGUAGUGUUGGUGGCACACAACGGGCGGAGGUUUGAUUUUUCAGUUGUUGUUGCUGCAGUUUCUAAUGUGAAUAAGUUGGAAGAAUUUUUAGCAAGUGUUGUAGGUUGUUUGGAUACAUUACCAUUGUUUCGUAAGACCUAUUCUGACAGAAGUAGUUACAAGCAGGGAGAUCUUGUACAGGACAUUCUCGGUAUACAGUAUAAUGCCCAUGACGCUCUUGAAGAUGUGCGCGCCUUAGUGAAAUUGUUCCAACAUUGUUGUGCCUUAGUAAAUGAUAUGAUAAAGUUCACUUUUUCUCUAAAUGCAGUGUAUCACCAAUGUCUGUCAUCAAAGGAAAAGGCAAAGAAUUUACCGUCAUUGUCAUGUCUUAUUGCAAGUAGUGUUUGUAAACUUCCUACAGCUGAAAAUAUCGCGUCUUCAGGGUUAAACCUGGAGCAUCUAAGGAAAAUCUUUAUACGUGAUGGUGAAGAUGGACUACACAGUACAUUCACGAUGAAAAACAGUGAAGGCCAACCACGUGUAACAAACACAAAAAGGACACUUGAGACUGUCAUUCCUAAACUGGCUGAUUUCUUACAAAAAAACAGUUAAAAUUUGUUUUACUGAUAAUUGAGCCGUGUCAUGACAAAACCAACACAAUGCGUUUGCGACCAGCAUGGAUCCAGACCAGCCUGCGCAUCCGCGCAGUCUGAUCAAGAUCCAUGAUGUUCGCUAUCAGUUUCUCUUCUUGUAUUAGAGUUAGUAAGCAAACACCAUGGGUCCUGAUCAGACUGCGCGGAUGCGCAGGCUGGUCUGGAUCCAUGCUGGUCGCAAACGCAUUGUGUUGGUUUUGUUAUGACACGGCUCAUAUAUACUGUUGGAUCUCCAAAUGCCAUAUGUUAUAUUGUACUGAAGAUAUGUUUCAGCAAUUUUCUAUUGCAGGAAAGCAGUAUAUUUCAAGUAUUUUCACUCAAGGUCAUAUUGACAUGUUUUCAUUGAAAUUUAGGCUUACUUACAUUUUUAACUUUAGUCACAGAAUCAAAACCAAAAUGUUACAUUGUUAAUACAUUUUUAUUUUUUGGUAUCUGCAGCACACAUCAAAAAACAUAACAUAUGAUAAAUAGUAGGAUAUUUUUCUUUGUAAGUAUUAUCUUUGUGAACAUUUUAGUGCUUGGUGUGGAUAAAUAGUUCUUGGUCACUAUUUGAUUUUCUAGCUCUCGACCACAUGUAUGUAUACAAGAUUUUGAAGAAAACACAUGAUUUUAUUGUUGACAGAAGGUACCUUUUCUAUUGAUAUUAAGUGUUUUUAUUGCAUUGCAAGUCUUGUAUUGUUUCUAAGCAGAAGCUGAAGCAUUAUUUAAUAGUUUGAAACAAAGAAAGAAUAAAUAAUGAAAUUUGACCUCAAAUUGUCUCCCUUGACAUUUGAUACCAAACUCAUAAAAUGUAGUGGUUUGAACUAACUAGACGGUAAAAGUUUUUCCUUUUUUAAUAUUUUC